AUGGAAAUGGUGGAAGAGACAUUGACAAAGAAGCAAAAACAAAUGCUAGUAAUGGAAUACCUCGAUCUCGUUGACGGUCACAAGAAUCUCGUCGAUCUCACCGUCUGCCAACUCAACCAGAAAAAUUUGAUGGAAAUGGUGAGCAGAAUACAGCUGAUGAACCUCAGCCGCUCUACCUUACAAGACGACGGCAUAUUCCCGUGUGGCUGCCUCGCUCUGAAGGAAGUGAUAAAGGACCUCAAAGAUAUCGACUGGAACGAGUGCCAUAUCACCUCUCUCAGCACUCAAAACGCCGCCAAUUCGGCCUCCUCCUCCGCCGUUUUAGUGACGGAGCCAAAGAAGGUUGGAGCCGCUACUUCUGUGUCUAAUACUGGUACUGCCUCCUCCACCGGCACUGUCUCGGUGAAAAAGCCAAAAAAGAAUGCUCGAGUUGCUGCUUCUGUAACUACUGCUGGUACUGCAUCCUCCGCCGGCACCAACAGCGCCGUUUCACUGAAGAAUCCUUCUGGUACUUCUGUUGCUGCUGGAAGUACCACUGUUAGAGCGAGAGGACUGUUUCCUGGAUUAUGUUUGAAGAGAGGUGAGGAUAAUAUUGUCGUUGUAAUCUGA
Molecule: messenger RNA, 609 nt
Organism: Fraxinus pennsylvanica
Lineage: Eukaryota; Viridiplantae; Streptophyta; Magnoliopsida; Lamiales; Oleaceae
Source: the annotation of a GenBank genome assembly